ACAAGAUAUAGCCAAUAUUUUCUGAUACUAAAUUAAUACAUCUGACUAAACUGAUGUUGCCCAUCCAUGAUUAUCAUCAUUUUUAGGAAAAUAAAUGUCUAAAAAUUAUAUUUAUACGAAAUAACUGAAAAAUUAACAUAUGUUUUGAGCAUCAUCUUAAUGAAAUCAUGAAUGUUUACAUUCCGACUGGAAUGCCAUAUUGAUAUACCAGUUAAAAAGAAAGCUCCCUUUUAUGCGAUGAAUAUAACCUGCGUUUCACAUAUUUAUAUUUUAUAAUCAAUAAUUUUGUUCUUUCCGAUGUUUUAAUUAACUUAAAAAUGACAAUUUUAAAUAGUUUUUUUUUUAAUGUUAAAAAUGUUCGUGAUAUAUUUGUGAUGAUUAUUAACAGUUGAGUGAGAAGAAGAAUCGUGAUGAUUAAAACAAUUAUUUCAAUGGUUGCACUAUUUUUUGAUAUUGUACAUGGACUGGACAAUGGGCUUGCCCUCACCCCACCAAUGGGAUGGAAUACAUGGGAACGGUUCAGGUGUACUAUCGAUUGUGAAUUAUGUCCCAAUGAAUGUAUCAGCGAGAGAUUGAUUAAAAGGACGUGUGAUCUUAUGGUGAGUGGUGGUUAUCUAGAAGCAGGGUAUGAAUAUAUAGUUAUCGAUGACUGUUGGUCGGCAAAAAUGAGGGAUAAAGAUGGAAAUUUACAACCAAACAACACCAGAUUUCCCAAAGGAAUUCUCGAUCUUUCAAGAUAUCUCCAUAGCCGGGGAAUGAAAUUUGGAAUAUAUGCAAAUCUCGGCACUAAAACCUGUGCUGGCUAUCCAGGAACUAUCACAGAUAUUUAUAAGGAUGCUGACCUUUUCGCUUCAUGGGAAGUUGAUUUUGUUAAAUUGGAUGGGUGCUAUUCGGAAGUUCAUGAAAAAGAAAUUGGAUACCCGGCGUUUGGGAUGUAUCUUAAUGCCACUGGGCGUCCAAUAGUCUACAGCUGCAGCUGGCCAGCUUACUUGGAAGAUGAAGCCAUAGAGCCUGACUAUGAAGCCCUUAAGAAAUAUUGCAAUUUAUGGAGGAAUUAUGCUGACAUAGAAGAUUCAUGGACUUCAUUAUGUGAUAUCAUGAACUUCUUUGCAAAUAAUCAAGACACAGUUGCAAUUCAUGCAGGGCCCGGUCACUGGAACGAUCCUGAUAUGUUGAUUAUUGGGAAUUUCGGUCUUAGCUAUGAACAAGCUAAGGUCCAAAUGGCUAUUUGGGCUAUACUUGCAGCACCUUUGUUUAUUUCUACAGAUUUUGAAACAAUACGUCCUGAAUUUGCUCAAAUCUUAUUAAAUAAGGAUGUUAUUGAAAUCAACCAAGAUAAACUUGGCAUCCAAGGUAGAAGAAUCUAUAAGAAAAAGAAUCUUGAAGUUUGGCGCAAGCCAGUCUUGCCAUGCUAUAUGGGAUAUCACUCUUAUGCUGUAGCUGUUGUGAGUAAAAGAAUUGAUGGCAUGCCGUUUUACCUGACAAGGACCUUAAAAGAUCUUGGUCUCUAUAAUCCAAAUGGAUAUAUGAUAAAGGAUUUGUUCUUUGGAAUAAUUAAAAACAUGACAUGUGGCAAUGUGAGGAUGAAGAUCAAUCCUACAGGUGUAGUUUUUUUGAAAUUCACCUCAGUAGAAAUGAAUAUGAAAAAUGAAAAGAUUCGAUCUGCUCCUACAUCAUGUACAGAAGAUAUUUUUUUUGUUCAAUAAAUUUUAUUACA
This is a messenger RNA of Nezara viridula (southern green stink bug), 1717 nucleotides long. The record is from the annotation of a GenBank genome assembly. Lineage: Eukaryota; Metazoa; Arthropoda; Insecta; Hemiptera; Pentatomidae.